Manihot esculenta (cassava) is the source of this 1698-nucleotide messenger RNA. RefSeq names its product fasciclin-like arabinogalactan protein 4. The record is from RefSeq and is a predicted model, not a curated record. Lineage: Eukaryota; Viridiplantae; Streptophyta; Magnoliopsida; Malpighiales; Euphorbiaceae. Gene Ontology annotation, biological process: abscisic acid-activated signaling pathway; mucilage biosynthetic process involved in seed coat development; multidimensional cell growth. The transcript has a single exon. Gene Ontology annotation, cellular component: plasma membrane. The coding region runs from base 158 to 1468 and encodes 436 amino acids.
AUCAUCAAAAACAAAUAUUCAACAGCUCCUUCUUUCACACUCAUCACUCUCUGCUAGCUCUCACCAUUCACUCUCUCUCUCUCUCUCUCUCUCUCUCUCUCUCUCUCUCUCUGCUAGAGCCACCACUGCUUGCAGAGAAAAGAAAGAGGAAAUAAAAAUGGUGGCACCGAUGAAAAAAUUCUCCAUUUUUAAUUCCCAUUUUACCCCUAUCACAUUCACUUAUUUACUACUACUGUCCUUCUCCUCCUCCACCACUCCCAUUCUUGCCAUCAACAUCACCACCCUCCUCUCUUCCUACCCUGACUACUCCUCCUUCACUGCUCUUCUUUCUUCUUCUUCUUUCUUAGCUGAUGAUCUCACUCACCGCUCUUCUCUUACUCUUUUAGCUGUACCCAAUUCAUAUCUCUCCGCCACCGUCGACUUCACGCGCCAUCUCUCUCCUUUUUCCCUUGCCGACCUCCUUCGCUAUCAUGUCCUUUUACAGUACUUCUCCUGGUCUGACCUCCAUCAGAUCCCUACCUCUGGUCUCCUUGUUACCACUCUCUUUCAAACCACUGGACGCGCCUCCUCUAAUUCCGGCACCGUUAACAUUACCCGGAAUCCCAUCACCAACACCGUCACUAUUAACUCUCCAUCCCCUUACUCUGGUUCAAACGCAACCGUUUUGUCUCUGGUUAAAACGCUCCCGUAUAACAUCUCUAUCCUUUCUGUGAAUUCACUUUUAGUCCCUGAUGGGUUCAAUCUCAUGGCAUCGGAGACUCGGCCGCCAUUAGGCCUGAAUAUAACGAAAGCUCUUAUAGAUGGGCAUAAUUUUUUUGUGGCGGCAUCGAUGCUAUUGGCUUCUGGAGUGGUGGAUGAAUUUGAAGCUGAUGAAAGAGGCGCCGGAAUUACUCUCUUUGUCCCAACUGACUCCGCUUUUGCAGAUCUGCCGGCAACCGUCAGCUUACAGUCACUGCCAGCUGAGAGAAAAGCUGUUGUCUUGAAGUUUCAUGUCUUGCAUUCUUAUUACCCGCUAGGUUCGCUUGAGUCGAUUGUGAACCCAGUCCAGCCAACAUUGGCCACGGAAGCCACCGGUGCCGGUAGAUACACUCUGAAUAUCUCGAGGGUUAAUGGAUCGGUGGCAAUCGAUACAGGGAUAGUACAGGCAUCGGUGACGCAAACGGUUUUCGAUCAGAACCCAGUUGCGAUAUUUGGGGUGUCGAAAGUGUUGUUGCCGAAGGAGAUUUUUGGGAAGAAUCCGAUGAUGACGAGUAAGCCGGGAAAUACCGUGAUGGGCACCGCUCAGCCACCGGAUAUUUCUCUAUCACCAGAGAGUUCUCCCGGAUCCAAUGGGCAGCCUUCUCAUCUGUCAUCACCGCCAGGUUUUAGAGAAGAAGUAAACUCUGGAGGCAGAGCUGAAGCUGCCAUUGAUGGAUUACAGAGCCUGAUUUUUGCUGUGUUUUGUACAGGAUUGUAUUUAGCGGUAUGAGCUUUUUAUUUUUUAUUUAUUUUUUUGCUGAUAAUUAAUGAUUUUCUUUUUCCUAUUUGUACACGGCGAUUGAACUUGGCUGAAAAAGCAGCCAAUUUUCUUUUCGUUUUUUUUUUUUAAUUUUCCUUUUUUUAUUUUUGGAACUCUAGAGAGAGAUGUCUAAUUGUUAAUUUAAUUAUGUCAAUGUUUCAAUAAUUUAUAUAUAAAAAAAGCACUUUAUUUUUCUAGCA